AUGACAAUUUUUGAAGGAGAGGAUGGUUUCGGAGAAAAGGAAGAAAAGAUCACAGAUUACCACAGAGGCUGCUUGGAAAAAAAUGUGGUAAUAGCUAACCCUUCUGAACCUCCACCACCAGGAAUGUGUGACAAAUCACUUGGAAUGAGUGAUGAUAGUAUUGAUGGAACCGUGUCUUACUCCUCAUCUACCACAAACAGUGGCAAAGGAGGGCUUGAAAAUCCAUGGCUGCCCGAGUCUGACAAGUUUACUGGAUCAUUUAUUAAAGUUGAUUUUCAACGACUAGGCUUCUUCACAAAAAUUGAAAUGAAAGGUGGAAUCAUUAAUGGAAGAACAGGAUAUGUAAAAGAAGUUAGAGUAGAAAUCCUCAAAGAAAUAAAUAAUAAAGAUAGCUGGAAGGAGGUCGGUACAUUCAAAGCAAACACAGAUGUCACUACAAUAGAGAUUGUGAGUUUCAACAUAACUAUGGGAUAUGCAAUACGAUUGCAACCAAUCAUUUGGGAAGACUCUCCUAUAAUUGGAUUUGAAGUGUUUGGGUGUCUACCUGGCCAACCAGCCACAACACCUACACAAUCUCCAAGUAUUACCUCUGAAAAAACUUCAACAGCGUCAACCCAAACUACAGGCACUCAAGCUGGUGCCCCAGGAACAAGCCCACCUUUGAUUCCAACAACCACAGGACCCGCUUCUACAACUACAGGUUUAGAAACUUGUCCGGAUGAUUCGCCAAAGGGCCCAUUAACUUUGAAUAGUGUGACUUCACCAAAGUCUCCAGAUGGUGCUGAAAACGCUUUGAAACCUACAGGGUGGACACCGUCACCUGGUGACGAUAAUCCUGUUUUAGAGUUAAAACCAACUGACAGUACUCCGAUAAUGAAUAUUGCUGUUGAAACAGAAUUUGUUGACAGUGUUGUUUUCAAACUUUAUAAAGAAGGCGUUUUAGUUGCGGAGAAAACUGUAAAGGUAAAAUCAACUGGUGUAGCAGAAGUGGAAUUUGUAAAACCUGUGUUGGCUGACGAAAUAAAAUUGGCUAUCAUACCAAACAAAAAUCCUAAUGAAACUCCGGUUGUUAAAAAUGUUGUCGUGGAGGCUUGUAUUAAAGCUGUGACCACAGGACAACCGGCCACAACACCUACAUCGUCUACUGUGUUUACCUCUGUAACAACUUCUACAGCGUCAGCCCCAACUACUGGCACUCAAGCUGGAGCCCCAGGAACAAGUCCACCUUUGAUUCCAACAACCACAGGACCCGCUUCUACAACUACAGGGUUGGAAAUUUGUCCGGAUGAUUCGACAAAGGGCCCAAUAACUUUGGAUAGUGUGACUUCACCAACGUCUCCAGAUGGUGCUGAAGACGCUUUGAAACCUACAGGGUGGACACCGUCACCUGGUGACGAUAAUCCUGUUUUAGAGUUAAAACCAACUGACAGUUCUCCGAUAAUGAAUAUUGCUGUUGAAACAGAAUUUGUUGACAGUGUUGUUUUCAAACUUUAUAAAGACGGCGUUUUAGUUGCGGAGAAAACUGUAAAGGUAAAAUCAACUGGUGUAGCAGAAGUGGAAUUUGAAAAACCUGUGUUGGCUGACGAAAUAAAAUUGGCUAUCAUACCAAACAAAAAUCCUAAUGAAACUCCGGUUGUUAAAAAUGUUGUCGUGGAGGCUUGUAUUAAAGCUUUGACCACAGGACAACCGGCCACAACACCUACAUCGUCUACUGUGUUUACCUCUGUAACACCUUCUACAGCGUCAGCCCCAACUACUGGCACUCAAGCUGGAGCCCCAGGAACAAGUCCACCUUUGAUUCCAACAACCACAGGACCCGCUUCUACAACUACAGGGUUGGAAAUUUGUCCGGAUGAUUCGACAAAGGGCCCAAUAACUUUGGAUAGUGUGACUUCACCAACGUCUCCAGAUGGUGCUGAAGACGCUUUGAAACCUACAGGGUGGACACCGUCACCUGGUGACGAUAAUCCUGUUUUAGAGUUAAAACCAACUGACAGUUCUCCGAUAAUGAAUAUUGCUGUUGAAACAGAAUUUGUUGACAGUGUUGUUUUCAAACUUUAUAAAGACGGCGUUUUAGUUGCGGAGAAAACUGUAAAGGUAAAAGCAAAUGGUGUAGCAGAAGUGGAAUUUGAAAAACCUGUGUUGGCUGACGAAAUAAAAUUGGCUAUCACACCAAACAAAAAUCCUAGUGAAACUCCGGUUGUUAAAAAUGUUGUCGUGGAGGCUUGUAUUAAAGCUGUGACCACAGGACAACCGGCCACAACACCUACAUCGUCUACUGUGUUUACCUCUGUAACACCUUCUACAGCGUCAGCCCCAACUACUGGCACUCAAGCUGGAGCCCCAGGAACAAGUCCACCUUUGAUUCCAACAACCACAGGACCCGCUUCUACAACUACAGGGUUGGAAAUUUGUCCGGAUGAUUCGACAAAGGGCCCAAUAACUUUGGAUAGUGUGACUUCACCAACGUCUCCAGAUGGUGCUAAAGACGCUUUGAAACCUACAGGGUGGACACCGUCACCUGGUGACGAUAAUCCUGUUUUAGAGUUAAAACCAACUGACAGUUCUCCGAUAAUGAAUAUUGCUGUUGAAACAGAAUUUGUUGACAGUGUUGUUUUCAAACUUUAUAAAGACGGCGUUUUAGUUGCGGAGAAAACUGUAAAGGUAAAAGCAAAUGGUGUAGCAGAAGUGGAAUUUGAAAAACCUGUGUUGGCUGACGAAAUAAAAUUGGCUAUCACACCAAACAAAAAUCCUAAUGAAACUCCGGUUGUUAAAAAUGUUGUCGUGGAGGCUUGUAUUAAAGCUGUGACCACAGGACAACCGGCCACAACACCUACAUCGUCUACUGUGUUUACCUCUGUAACACCUUCUACAGCGUCAGCCCCAACUACUGGCACUCAAGCUGGAGCCCCAGGAACAAGUCCACCUUUGAUUCCAACAACCAUAGGACCCGCUUCUACAACUACAGGGUUGGAAAUUUGUCCGGAUGAUUCGACAAAGGGCCCAAUAACUUUGGAUAGUGUGACUUCACCAACGUCUCCAGAUGGUGCUGAAGACGCUUUGAAACCUACAGGGUGGACACCGUCACCUGGUGACGAUAAUCCUGUUUUAGAGUUAAAACCAAAUGACAGUUCUCCGAUAAUGAAUAUUGCUGUUGAAACAGAAUUUGUUGACAGUGUUGUUUUCAAACUUUAUAAAGACGGCGUUUUAGUUGCGGAGAAAACUGUAAAGGUAAAAGCAAAUGGUGUAGCAGAAGUGGAAUUUGAAAAACCUGUGUUGGCUGACGAAAUAAAAUUGGCUAUCACACCAAACAAAAAUCCUAAUGAAACUCCGGUUGUUAAAAAUGUUGUCGUGGAGGCUUGUAUUAAAGCUGUGACCACAGGACAACCGGCCACAACACCUACAUCGUCUACUGUGUUUACCUCUGUAACACCUUCUACAGCGUCAGCCCCAACUACUGGCACUCAAGCUGGAGCCCCAGGAACAAGUCCACCUUUGAUUCCAACAACCACAGGACCCGCUUCUACAACUACAGGGUUGGAAAUUUGUCCGGAUGAUUCGACAAAGGGCCCAAUAACUUUGGAUAGUGUGACUUCACCAACGUCUCCAGAUGGUGCUGAAGACGCUUUGAAACCUACAGGGUGGACACCGUCACCUGGUGACGAUAAUCCUGUUUUAGAGUUAAAACCAACUGACAGUUCUCCGAUAAUGAAUAUUGCUGUUGAAACAGAAUUUGUUGACAGUGUUGUUUUCAAACUUUAUAAAGACGGCGUUUUAGUUGCGGAGAAAACUGUAAAGGUAAAAGCAAAUGGUGUAGCAGAAGUGGAAUUUGAAAAACCUGUGUUGGCUGACGAAAUAAAAUUGGCUAUCACACCAAACAAAAAUCCUAAUGAAACUCCGGUUGUUAAAAAUGUUGUCGUGGAGGCUUGUAUUAAAGCUGUGACCACAGGACAACCGGCCACAACACCUACAUCGUCUACUGUGUUUACCUCUGUAACACCUUCUACAGCGUCAGCCCCAACUACUGGCACUCAAGCUGGAGCCCCAGGAACAAGUCCACCUUUGAUUCCAACAACCACAGGACCCGCUUCGACAACUACAGGGUUGGAAAUUUGUCCGGAUGAUUCGACAAAGGGCCCAAUAACUUUGGAUAGUGUGACUUCACCAACGUCUCCAGAUGGUGCUGAAGACGCUUUGAAACCUACAGGGUGGACACCGUCACCUGGUGACGAUAAUCCUGUUUUAGAGUUAAAACCAACUGACAGUUCUCCGAUAAUGAAUAUUGCUGUUGAAACAGAAUUUGUUGACAGUGUUGUUUUCAAACUUUAUAAAGACGGCGUUUUAGUUGCGGAGAAAACUGUAAAGGUAAAAGCAAAUGGUGUAGCAGAAGUGGAAUUUGAAAAACCUGUGUUGGCUGACGAAAUAAAAUUGGCUAUCACACCAAACAAAAAUCCUAAUGAAACUCCGGUUGUUAAAAAUGUUGUCGUGGAGGCUUGUAUUAAAGCUGUGACCACAGGACAACCGGCCACAACACCUACAUCGUCUACUGUGUUUACCUCUGUAACACCUUCUACAGCGUCAGCCCCAACUACUGGCACUCAAGCUGGAGCCCCAGGAACAAGUCCACCUUUGAUUCCAACAACCACAGGACCCGCUUCUACAACUACAGGGUUGGAAAUUUGUCCGGAUGAUUCGACAAAGGGCCCAAUAACUUUGGAUAGUGUGACUUCACCAACGUCUCCAGAUGGUGCUGAAGACGCUUUGAAACCUACAGGGUGGACACCGUCACCUGGUGACGAUAAUCCUGUUUUAGAGUUAAAACCAACUGACAGUUCUCCGAUAAUGAAUAUUGCUGUUGAAACAGAAUUUGUUGACAGUGUUGUUUUCAAACUUUAUAAAGACGGCGUUUUAGUUGCGGAGAAAACUGUAAAGGUAAAAGCAAAUGGUGUAGCAGAAGUGGAAUUUGAAAAACCUGUGUUGGCUGACGAAAUAAAAUUGGCUAUCACACCAAACAAAAAUCCUAAUGAAACUCCGGUUGUUAAAAAUGUUGUCGUGGAGGCUUGUAUUAAAGCUGUGACCACAGGACAACCGGCCACAACACCUACAUCGUCUACUGUGUUUACCUCUGUAACACCUUCUACAGCGUCAGCCCCAACUACUGGCACUCAAGCUGGAGCCCCAGGAACAAGUCCACCUUUGAUUCCAACAACCACAGGACCCGCUUCUACAACUACAGGGUUGGAAAUUUGUCCGGAUGAUUCGACAAAGGGCCCAAUAACUUUGGAUAGUGUGACUUCACCAACGUCUCCAGAUGGUGCUGAAGACGCUUUGAAACCUACAGGGUGGACACCGUCACCUGGUGACGAUAAUCCUGUUUUAGAGUUAAAACCAACUGACAGUUCUCCGAUAAUGAAUAUUGCUGUUGAAACAGAAUUUGUUGACAGUGUUGUUUUCAAACUUUAUAAAGACGGCGUUUUAGUUGCGGAGAAAACUGUAAAGGUAAAAGCAAAUGGUGUAGCAGAAGUGGAAUUUGAAAAACCUGUGUUGGCUGACGAAAUAAAAUUGGCUAUCACACCAAACAAAAAUCCUAAUGAAACUCCGGUUGUUAAAAAUGUUGUCGUGGAGGCUUGUAUUAAAGCUGUGACCACAGGACAACCGGCCACAACACCUACAUCGUCUACUGUGUUUACCUCUGUAACACCUUCUACAGCGUCAGCCCCAACUACUGGCACUCAAGCUGGAGCCCCAGGAACAAGUCCACCUUUGAUUCCAACAACCACAGGACCCGCUUCUACAACUACAGGGUUGGAAAUUUGUCCGGAUGAUUCGACAAAGGGCCCAAUAACUUUGGAUAGUGUGACUUCACCAACGUCUCCAGAUGGUGCUGAAGACGCUUUGAAACCUACAGGGUGGACACCGUCACCUGGUGACGAUAAUCCUGUUUUAGAGUUAAAACCAAAUGAAAGUUCUCCGAUAAUGAAUAUUGCUGUUGAAACAGAAUUUGUUGACAGUGUUGUUUUCAAACUUUAUAAAGACGGCGUUUUAGUUGCGGAGAAAACUGUAAAGGUAAAAGCAAAUGGUGUAGCAGAAGUGGAAUUUGAAAAACCUGUGUUGGCUGACGAAAUAAAAUUGGCUAUCACACCAAACAAAAAUCCUAAUGAAACUCCGGUUGUUAAAAAUGUUGUCGUGGAGGCUUGUAUUAAAGCUGUGACCACAGGACAACCGGCCACAACACCUACAUCGUCUACUGUGUUUACCUCUGUAACACCUUCUACAGCGUCAGCCCCAACUACUGGCACUCAAGCUGGAGCCCCAGGAACAAGUCCACCUUUGAUUCCAACAACCACAGGACCCGCUUCUACAACUACAGGGUUGGAAAUUUGUCCGGAUGAUUCGACAAAGGGCCCAAUAACUUUGGAUAGUGUGACUUCACCAACGUCUCCAGAUGGUGCUGAAGACGCUUUGAAACCUACAGGGUGGACACCGUCACCUGGUGACGAUAAUCCUGUUUUAGAGUUAAAACCAACUGACAGUUCUCCGAUAAUGAAUAUUGCUGUUGAAACAGAAUUUGUUGACAGUGUUGUUUUCAAACUUUAUAAAGACGGCGUUUUAGUUGCGGAGAAAACUGUAAAGGUAAAAGCAAAUGGUGUAGCAGAAGUGGAAUUUGAAAAACCUGUGUUGGCUGACGAAAUAAAAUUGGCUAUCACACCAAACAAAAAUCCUAAUGAAACUCCGGUUGUUAAAAAUGUUGUCGUGGAGGCUUGUAUUAAAGCUGUGACCACAGGACAACCGGCCACAACACCUACAUCGUCUACUGUGUUUACCUCUGUAACACCUUCUACAGCGUCAGCCCCAACUACUGGCACUCAAGCUGGAGCCCCAGGAACAAGUCCACCUUUGAUUCCAACAACCACAGGACCCGCUUUUACAACUACAGGGUUGGAAAUUUGUCCGGAUGAUUCGACAAAGGGCCCAAUAACUUUGGAUAGUGUGACUUCACCAACGUCUCCAGAUGGUGCUGAAGACGCUUUGAAACCUACAGGGUGGACACCGUCACCUGGUGACGAUAAUCCUGUUUUAGAGUUAAAACCAAAUGACAGUUCUCCGAUAAUGAAUAUUGCUGUUGAAACAGAAUUUGUUGACAGUGUUGUUUUCAAACUUUAUAAAGACGGCGUUUUAGUUGCGGAGAAAACUGUAAAGGUAAAAGCAAAUGGUGUAGCAGAAGUGGAAUUUGAAAAACCUGUGUUGGCUGACGAAAUAAAAUUGGCUAUCACACCAAACAAAAAUCCUAAUGAAACUCCGGUUGUUAAAAAUGUUGUCGUGGAGGCUUGUAUUAAAGCUGUGACCACAGGACAACCGGCCACAACACCUACAUCGUCUACUGUGUUUACCUCUGUAACACCUUCUACAGCGUCAGCCCCAACUACUGGCUCUCAAGCUGGAGCCCCAGGAACAAGUCCACCUUUGAUUCCAACAACCACAGGACCCGCUUCUACAACUACAGGGUUGGAAAUUUGUCCGGAUGAUUCGACAAAGGGCCCAAUAACUUUGGAUAGUGUGACUUCACCAACGUCUCCAGAUGGUGCUGAAGACGCUUUGAAACCUACAGGGUGGACACCGUCACCUGGUGACGAUAAUCCUGUUUUAGAGUUAAAACCAAAUGACAGUUCUCCGAUAAUGAAUAUUGCUGUUGAAACAGAAUUUGUUGACAGUGUUGUUUUCAAACUUUAUAAAGACGGCGUUUUAGUUGCGGAGAAAACUGUAAAGGUAAAAGCAAAUGGUGUAGCAGAAGUGGAAUUUGAAAAACCUGUGUUGGCUGACGAAAUAAAAUUGGCUAUCACACCAAACAAAAAUCCUAAUGAAACUCCGGUUGUUAAAAAUGUUGUCGUGGAGGCUUGUAUUAAAGCUGUGACCACAGGACAACCGGCCACAACACCUACAUCGUCUACUGUGUUUACCUCUGUAACACCUUCUACAGCGUCAGCCCCAACUACUGGCUCUCAAGCUGGAGCCCCAGGAACAAGUCCACCUUUGAUUCCAACAACCACAGGACCCGCUUCUACAACUACAGGGUUGGAAAUUUGUCCGGAUGAUUCGACAAAGGGCCCAAUAACUUUGGAUAGUGUGACUUCACCAACGUCUCCAGAUGGUGCUGAAGACGCUUUGAAACCUACAGGGUGGACACCGUCACCUGGUGACGAUAAUCCUGUUUUAGAGUUAAAACCAAAUGACAGUUCUCCGAUAAUGAAUAUUGCUGUUGAAACAGAAUUUGUUGACAGUGUUGUUUUCAAACUUUAUAAAGACGGCGUUUUAGUUGCGGAGAAAACUGUAAAGGUAAAAGCAAAUGGUGUAGCAGAAGUGGAAUUUGAAAAACCUGUGUUGGCUGACGAAAUAAAAUUGGCUAUCACACCAAACAAAAAUCCUAAUGAAACUCCGGUUGUUAAAAAUGUUGUCGUGGAGGCUUGUAUUAAAGCUGUGACCACAGGACAACCGGCCACAACACCUACAUCGUCUACUGUGUUUACCUCUGUAACACCUUCUACAGCGUCAGCCCCAACUACUGGCACUCAAGCUGGAGCCCCAGGAACAAGUCCACCUUUGAUUCCAACAACCACAGGACCCGCUUCUACAACUACAGGGUUGGAAAUUUGUCCGGAUGAUUCGACAAAGGGCCCAAUAACUUUGGAUAGUGUGACUUCACCAACGUCUCCAGAUGGUGCUGAAGACGCUUUGAAACCUACAGGGUGGACACCGUCACCUGGUGACGAUAAUCCUGUUUUAGAGUUAAAACCAACUGACAGUUCUCCGAUAAUGAAUAUUGCUGUUGAAACAGAAUUUGUUGACAGUGUUGUUUUCAAACUUUAUAAAGACGGCGUUUUAGUUGCGGAGAAAACUGUAAAGGUAAAAGCAAAUGGUGUAGCAGAAGUGGAAUUUGAAAAACCUGUGUUGGCUGACGAAAUAAAAUUGGCUAUCACACCAAACAAAAAUCCUAAUGAAACUCCGGUUGUUAAAAAUGUUGUCGUGGAGGCUUGUAUUAAAGCUGUGACCACAGGACAACCGGCCACAACACCUACAUCGUCUACUGUGUUUACCUCUGUAACACCUUCUACAGCGUCAGCCCCAACUACUGGCACUCAAGCUGGAGCCCCAGGAACAAGUCCACCUUUGAUUCCAACAACCACAGGACCCGCUUCUACAACUACAGGGUUGGAAAUUUGUCCGGAUGAUUCGACAAAGGGCCCAAUAACUUUGGAUAGUGUGACUUCACCAACGUCUCCAGAUGGUGCUGAAGACGCUUUGAAACCUACAGGGUGGACACCGUCACCUGGUGACGAUAAUCCUGUUUUAGAGUUAAAACCAACUGACAGUUCUCCGAUAAUGAAUAUUGCUGUUGAAACAGAAUUUGUUGACAGUGUUGUUUUCAAACUUUAUAAAGACGGCGUUUUAGUUGCGGAGAAAACUGUAAAGGUAAAAGCAAAUGGUGUAGCAGAAGUGGAAUUUGAAAAACCUGUGUUGGCUGACGAAAUAAAAUUGGCUAUCACACCAAACAAAAAUCCUAAUGAAACUCCGGUUGUUAAAAAUGUUGUCGUGGAGGCUUGUAUUAAAGCUGUGACCACAGGACAACCGGCCACAACACCUACAUCGUCUACUGUGUUUACCUCUGUAACACCUUCUACAGCGUCAGCCCCAACUACUGGCACUCAAGCUGGAGCCCCAGGAACAAGUCCACCUUUGAUUCCAACAACCACAGGACCCGCUUCUACAACUACAGGGUUGGAAAUUUGUCCGGAUGAUUCGACAAAAGGCCCAAUAACUUUGGAUAGUGUGACUUCACCAACGUCUCCAGAUGGUGCUGAAGACGCUUUGAAACCUACAGGGUGGACACCGUCACCUGGUGACGAUAAUCCUGUUUUAGAGUUAAAACCAACUGACAGUUCUCCGAUAAUGAAUAUUGCUGUUGAAACAGAAUUUGUUGACAGUGUUGUUUUCAAACUUUAUAAAGACGGCGUUUUAGUUGCGGAGAAAACUGUAAAGGUAAAAGCAAAUGGUGUAGCAGAAGUGGAAUUUGAAAAACCUGUGUUGGCUGACGAAAUAAAAUUGGCUAUCACACCAAACAAAAAUCCUAAUGAAACUCCGGUUGUUAAAAAUGUUGUCGUGGAGGCUUGUAUUAAAGCUGUGACCACAGGACAACCGGCCACAACACCUACAUCGUCUACUGUGUUUACCUCUGUAACACCUUCUACAGCGUCAGCCCCAACUACUGGCACUCAAGCUGGAGCCCCAGGAACAAGUCCACCUUUGAUUCUAACAACCACAGGACCCGCUUCUACAACUACAGGGUUGGAAAUUUGUCCGGAUGAUUCGACAAAGGGCCCAAUAACUUUGGAUAGUGUGACUUCACCAACGUCUCCAGAUGGUGCUGAAGACGCUUUGAAACCUACAGGGUGGACACCGUCACCUGGUGACGAUAAUCCUGUUUUAGAGUUAAAACCAACUGACAGUUCUCCGAUAAUGAAUAUUGCUGUUGAAACAGAAUUUGUUGACAGUGUUGUUUUCAAACUUUAUAAAGACGGCGUUUUAGUUGCGGAGAAAACUGUAAAGGUAAAAGCAAAUGGUGUAGCAGAAGUGGAAUUUGAAAAACCUGUGUUGGCUGACGAAAUAAAAUUGGCUAUCACACCAAACAAAAAUCCUAAUGAAACUCCGGUUGUUAAAAAUGUUGUCGUGGAGGCUUGUAUUAAAGCGGUGACCACAGGACAACCGGCCACAACAGCUAUAUCGUCUCCUGUGUCUACCUCUAGAACAUCUUCUACUGCGUCAGCCCCAACUAAUGGCACUCAAGCUGUAGCCCCAGGAACAAGUCCACCUUUGAUUCCAAUAACCACAGAACCCGCUUCUACAACAACAGCGUCUGAAGAAUGUCCGAUUGAUGCGGUAAUAAGUGAAUUGCGUUUUGAAGAAGUCAGGUCUUCAUCUAAUCAAGAAGAAGCUGAUAAUGCUUUGGAAACAGUUGGAUGGACACCAUCAGUUGACGACAAGGAAAUGUUACUAGAGCUACUCACGAGUCCCGUUAAUCCGAUAAUGAAGGUUGUUUUGGACACAGAGAAUGUUGACUUUAUUAAGAUCAGAUUUUCUAGAAGCGGCAAAAUAAUUUACGAAAUGAAUGUUCAGGUAUGUAUUUUGUCUGUUGAUUUACCGCAGCGUGUCCCAGACCUGCCCAAUAUUAUAAGAAGCUUUGAUACAUGA
Messenger RNA from Mytilus trossulus (common blue mussel), 11244 nucleotides. Its product is annotated as mucin-2-like. The record is from RefSeq and is a predicted model, not a curated record. The coding region runs from base 1 to 11244 and encodes 3747 amino acids. The transcript is spliced from 61 exons. NCBI's taxonomy places the organism in Eukaryota, Metazoa, Mollusca, Bivalvia, Mytilida, Mytilidae.